This is a messenger RNA of Agrilus planipennis (emerald ash borer), 5184 nucleotides long. RefSeq names its product facilitated trehalose transporter Tret1-like. Gene Ontology annotation, molecular function: transmembrane transporter activity. Bases 2106 to 3518 code for a protein of 470 amino acids. Gene Ontology annotation, cellular component: membrane. Lineage: Eukaryota; Metazoa; Arthropoda; Insecta; Coleoptera; Buprestidae. The record is from RefSeq and is a predicted model, not a curated record. Gene Ontology annotation, biological process: transmembrane transport. The transcript has 2 exons.
CCGAGUUUAACAAGAUAGAGACUUGUCGAAAGAAUUCUAAUGCGCCGUUGGUUUAUCUGUCUCUCCUGUCGUCAAAGAUUUAUCUUCGGUACAACCGUUUAGCCGAAGACUGAACAUAAAUUAGCGCGGACGCGUCCGACGAGCGUUCGUGUAUAACAUCUCAUUAUGAACCUAAAUUAAAAAUAAUAAUCGAUCAACGUGGGCAUCGACAAGAGAUUAUUACGGAAACAAUUCAGUAUGGGCACGGAGAGCACGUAGGAGAACGAAAGCCGCAACGUAGCGUGUCAAGAGAAUUUUGUUUGUGUGCUGUAUGUUAUGUUCUGUUCACCUUUCCGAUACGUACAACAUACCUACAAAGAUGGAAACAAGUAGGCGUGAGGAACGAGAAUGGUUUUACGGACAAGGAAAAUUCUGGACAAAUAAUAAUGCGGAAUUUUAAGGUCGACAGCGGCGUAUAUGAUUAAUAAUAAAAUCAACUCCUACUUCUAUCCUUCGAUCAAAAAGAUUACAUAUGACACAACAGCUAAUGUUCGAUUGUCAGACAUAAGAUAACGGAUGUGAGUUAUAAUCUCCAUGGAACUUCCACAUUUUCGUUAUAAAAUGUCAAAUUUAGACAGCCGAAUAGAUUCUUUGAUGAUGUGAUCUCCUGGUAUAUGGGGGAAGUAUACGGUUUACUUAUUAUUAUUAACAUGAGAUAAUUGUGAGAAUCUUGUUUUUAUUGGUUUGGUUAUUGAGGGUAUUUUUUCAGGUAUUCUAAAUAGCUACCCUACUCGCAAGAAAUAUUUAAACGACGACGAAUGUUUACGUUGAAAUAAUGCUAAUACUAGCAGUAACAGAUGCAAUCCGAUUUCCUAGUAUAUAUUUUAGAGACGGUUAAAUUGUUUUUUAUUUUUAUUCCAAUUCCACAAUAACAUUUACACACCCUCUGCCAAUUCCCUCUUCCGAUUGUGUAUAUUUCUGCAUUCAAACUUUACUAUCCCUUUUCACCCCUUUAGCCAUCGAAUUUUAAAAAUACACCCUUAGAGCCCCCUUAAAUACUCACAGAACAUUGUCUCCAAAUUUCGGAUCUCUAGUAAGUCGUCAGUAAGUCAGUCAGUUACAUGAACAUUCCUUUUAAUCCUUUAGCAAUCGAAUUUGACACAAUCUUUCCUUAGUGUCAAAAUGAAUAUUCCUUCCAAAUUCCAAGUCUACGUUCAAUGGUUUGGGCUUAGGCUAUACGUCGUCAGUCAGACACAAUCUUAGACUAUGAAAGAAAGGUAACGACCCCUUAAAUGUUCGUGCAAAAGUGAAGUCAUUUUGUUCGCUCAAUAGCGAACUUGAAUUACAUUUGCAGAAAGAGUGAGUUAUAUAUAAUAUCUGUAAAAUUUAGAUAAACCAAUGUCGCAUAAUUUUGUUUAAAACUAUACUUUAAAUUUUCUAACAAAAAACACAUUAAAGUGUACAGCACUGGAUAAAUAAUCAUUGCCCUUUUACGUGAACGAAGAUUUUAAACGCCUUGUACAUUACGAAACACAAAUCAAACUGUCAACGUGGCAUAUGUUGCUAUUUUCUAAGUGAUACUGACAAACAUUAAAUCGAUUAGACUCUUUUUGAGAGAUAAUUUCCAAUUUAUGAAACGAGCAUUUCAUAACUAUCAUAGUUUACGUGGAAAAUACAUAUAAUUCCCAGUUCCUUUUUGUUGUCAACAAUUAACCACUAUCACAACUAAUCUCUUAGAUAUACAUAAGACAAACUUCGCGAUAUUUGCAAUAUCUGCCACUAUAUAAUAUCGAUACCUCCUUGAUUUUUUACUUUCUCCAAUGGUUCGACAUCGGUUAAGGUCAUGAUAUAUUAUACUGUUUUAUGUUUCUUAUAUGUAUAAAUUUCAUACUAUAUAUUACACAUUUGUAUGUAUCUACAUGCAUACGAAUACUUUUACUGUAUAAACAGUAAUCUUUAUGGCCAUAGUAUCACCUUGUACGCAAAUACUUACUGGUUUUCUCAUCAUCAAGGAGAAUUUAAUAGUUUCCAUUCUAGUCGCGGAUCAUACGUAAAAUCGUUCUGCACAUUAGUACAUUAAUUGUAUUCGGUUACAGUAACGUUACUUUUUUCACUGUUCUUCUGAAAUGAUACCUAAAGUAGCAUUCCUAUCAAAAGAGGGCAACUUCAGAACCAGAUUAUUUCCACAAUAUUUUGCUGCACUUUCAGUGGGCUUGGGAAAUUUCUACCUUGGCACAGUGAUUGGAUGGACGGGAAACAAUGGUCUCGAUUUGUUGAACGGAAACCUGAACAAAAUACCUGUGGACGACGACGAAUUGGGUUGGAUUGGAUCGUUAUUCAAUAUUGGAGCCAUGCUGUCAUGUAUAAUAAUAGGACAACUUUGCGAUUUGAUUGGUAGAAAAUGGUCACUUCUUUCGCUGGCUCUACCCAACAUUUUGGGAUGGCUUUUGAUAAUAUUCUCUCAAAACGUAGAAAUGAUUUACGUGGGCAGAUUUAUAGGUGGACUAUCAUCAGGAGCAUUUUCAAUGUACGGAGUCCUUUAUAUUUCUGAACUGUGCGAAAAAGACCAUCGAGGUGCUUUGGGAACCAUUAUUGGAUCCUUGUUAAUUUGGGGAGUUUUAAUCGCCUAUAUCCUUGGAUUUGCGCUCAAUUCCAAAGGCUCUGCUAUUGUUUCAUGUUGUUUUCCGGUACUGUUUGGGUUACUGUUCCUUCUACAACCCGAAUCACCCUACUAUGAACUGCAAAAAGGUAAUGACGAGGAAGCUUUAAGAAUUUUGAAAAGGUUUAGAGGAAAAUUCCAUGAUGUCCGAAAAGAGCUCGAGCAAAUAAAAUUUCAUCUAGAAGAAGAGAAACUAAACAAGGUGUCAAUUUUAGAAUCGUUUAAAAGGAGCGAAGCGAGGACAGCUCUCUGGGUAUCAUUUGGAUUGAUGCUUAUUCAACAAGCAAGCGGUUUGAAUGCCGUUAUUUAUUAUACAUCUAUCAUUUUCAAUUCCGCGGGCAUUGAUGAAAAUAUUUUGAACUCACAAAUAUCAACAAUAAUUGUAGGAGCUCUUGAAGUAAUAGGCAGCAUAUUUGCUAUUUUAGUAAUAGAAAAAGUUAACCGACGUAUAUACUUGUCUAUAUCUGGUUCUUUCAUAACUGUAUCUUUAGUUUUAAUUGGUGUUUACUACACAUUACAAGAAAGGAACUUGGUGACACCGGAAAUUUUGGCCGAUGUGGGAGUUUUACCACUCCUUGGAAUGUUCAUUUUCAUACUUUCAUUGGGAGCAAGUUAUGGACCUUUGGCAUUUUUGAUACCCACUGAAAUUUGCCCACCGGAACUGAAAGGGAUCAUAACUUCUGUAGCAGCAACAUUCAGUUGGUUCUUAGCAUUUAUCGUAACGAAAUUUUAUCUAAACUUGAAAAAUACUUUCGGUGGUGACGUGACUUUCUACAUUUUCGCGGUAUUCGGGAUUCUAGCUAUAAUAUUUCCACUUUUUAUCCCUGAAACUAGAGGAAAGACUUUGGCUGAAAUUCAAAAUGAAGUAAAAGGAAAAUAAUACUAAAUCCAUCUGAUACUCACAUUAAAAUACUUAGGUCAGCAAAGGUACGAAUAGAAUAGAGACAUUUCUAGAGUCGAUAGUAGGUACUGUUAUUUAACAAACACAUGAAAAGUAUUCACUGUAAAAUUAUUGAGAGAUUGUGUUUGUAUUAUCGGCGUGAGUACAGUCAGUACAAGCAGUUCAAAAAAUAACAGUAAUAGUGCAUUGGAUUCACUCGUGAUCUAGAAAAUAGGUUGCAUCGUUUUAAGAUUUAAGUGUAGUCAAUUAGGUUGAACAGGGAUAUAUGUGCCAAUAAUGGUGACCAUGUAGAAGAAUAGAAUAGGAUACCAGUCUACACUCAUCCGCAGCUCAAAAUUACCAAAUUUUUUUAACAAUGUUUGACAUCAAACAUUGAAAGUUACUGCUCGAAUGUGGUUCAUGAUCUAAUCUUAUGAUCCGAACAUACAAUUGGUGCCAGUGUCUAGGUGUCAAAAUUCCAUUUAAAAAAGGUUUAAUUACAUAAAGGCAAAGUGGAAGAGCACGGCUAUGAAAUUGAUAAUACCCUCAUGGAUCUAUCUCAAGUCAGUCUUUAAAAAUUAUGAUACCUUUGUCGACAUUGUAAAGAAAAUAUCUGGAAAAUACAUCCCAAGAGGCGUUAGGCAAAAAUAUAUCCCAGGCUUAAGCAGCGACAACAAUCACAUCUUUGCAUACAAGUAACUAACUCUACGAUGAAGAUUCGUUCAGUGCGGAUGAUACCAUGGAAUGGGAGGAAUUUUGAUGCAAGCUAUGAGUGAAAAUACCCAGAAAAUGUGGGUAGAAACACUUGAAAAGAUGGACGUGAUACAUAGCAGUAAACUGGCUUGGAACCUAAUAAGGAAGCUUAACUUAACUAGUCAAGUCUCGCCAAAUCAAAUAGCUAGUUAACCGUAAAACAAAUAAAUUAAAAUAUACAAUCAUACAAAAAUGUGAAUUACUCUAGACAAUACGAAGGUUCCUGAAGUGAACGACAUAUCUAUUGAAGAGAUUAAAAACUUUGACUGGCUACUGCAACUCUACAACAACUGCGUCAAUUCCUAUUCAAUUCCAAGAGUAUGUUGUAAAUCUUAAAGUCAGGUAAAUUAGAUAGUGCAUAAUUGUGCAUUUUGUAUAGAUAAGAGUAUAUCUAUAGAUAUGUAUGUAGGAAUGUAUUACCUACGCCAAAAAAUCUUUUAAAAAUUGUUCAAUAACUAGCAAUGAUAAGCAGAACUCGCAACCUGAAAUGCUAUUGAAGUUAUUUUAUAUCAUAAUAUUCCCUAAAGUAACUUAGUUUGUUACAAUUUAAUUAAUUAGUUACUACUAUUGAUAUUUUUCUGAUCAAUUCAAUGAUUAAUAGAACCUGUGAUCUGUAUUAUUUCGGAUAGUAUAUGUAUUUUUAAAAAAUUAUUACAUACACGUACUUGUUAUCAUACUUAAUUUAUUAGGUUUAAUUAAUUAGCUUAGUUUAUUUUGUACAUAAUCGUCAAUGUAAAUAGCUUGUAAUGAUGGCAAUGUCUAGUAAGCAAGUAAGCCUUAUUUUGAUAUAUCCUCUCUUUGUGUAUGCCGAUGAUUUGGCUUAUCUAAAACACUGCGUAUAUUCUUACGACUAUUGUCUAUACAGGUAGAAAAUGUAAUAAAAAGUUAAUAAAAAUUAUAUGAUUAUGCUAUA